This is a messenger RNA of Malaya genurostris, 1574 nucleotides long. RefSeq lists its product as uncharacterized. Bases 132 to 1469 code for a protein of 445 amino acids. NCBI's taxonomy places the organism in Eukaryota, Metazoa, Arthropoda, Insecta, Diptera, Culicidae. The record is from RefSeq and is a predicted model, not a curated record. The transcript has 3 exons. Gene Ontology annotation, cellular component: extracellular matrix.
AUCUUUCUUGAUUGUAAACAUGAAAUGGAAAAGAAUAUGAGUAUAAAAAGCAGCUGUGAAUCUUCUGAAAGCAUCAUUUGAUUUUCAGUCUCAAAUUAUCAAAGAUUAUAAGACUGAGCGAUAAGGAAAUCAUGUCAUUUAAGUUUCUCUUAUUCGUGGUGGCAGCCGUAAGUGCUGCCAGUAUUCAGGAGCCCGUUGAGCAAACAUCCCAACAUAGUCAGCAGGACAAUCAUCACAACCGAGAAGGAUCUCAACUACAGCACCAAAUAGAGCGCCAGGAGCAGCAAUCUCAAAGAUAUGCCGCAGAUACCGUACUCCAGAAAAGCGAUGAUUCGGCAGGAUAUGAAUUUUCAUAUUCCGUACAGGAUCCGAUCACCGGUGAUUACAAAAGCCAGGAAGAGACCCGAAGGAAUGGAAAAGUGAGAGGGCAGUACUCUUGGGUGGAUGCUGACGGAAUCAGACAGAUUGUGCAAUAUCGAGCGGACGACCGUAAUGGUUUCAACUCGGAACAUCGGCGAGAACCGGAUUCCCGCCCAAGGUUGAACCGUGUCCUGAAAGUCGUUCCGGCUCCACUGUAUACCGUCGAUACUGUGAUAGCACCAAUUUAUACCUCCGCAUCACGCACGGAUCAUCCCCGAAUCCGCAAUCAGGAUAAUCGAGGUAGCCGCAAAGAAGAUCGUGAAAAUCGCCAGGAUAAAGACGAUCGCGACGGACGGGAAAAUCGAGAUGAUUCAGAAAUUAAUCGUGAAAGUGACAUCCAGGACAGUCGUAACGAUCGUGAUGGCCGGGACGGAUCAGAAAAACGAGACAAUCAAGACGGUCGCGAAACUUCAGAUGCACGCGAUCGAACCCAAGACGGACGAAGAGGACGUGAGGGCCACACCCAACUGGAAGUUCGAUUUCAUGACCCUGCUGUCUCCUAUCAGUACCAGUACUUUCUAGCAUUAUUUUUAGUGCUUUCCGUGGCAAAUGCCGGAGUUAUUCCGGUGCAAGAACUGCACACAUCGUACCAUGAACCGUCUCAUAUAACUCAAUAUCAUCAACCGCAGCCAACUCUGCUUAAAACUAUCGCCCAACCGACACUCGUGAAAACAAUCGCCCAACCGAGCUUGGUCAAACAGAUUGAAUAUCACGAUGAUCACAACGCUCAGUACGAUUUCUCCUACGGCGUACAUGACGAGCACACCGGAGACAUCAAGAAUCAGCAGGAAUCUCGUCACGGAGAUCAGGUACAUGGUCAGUACAGUCUGAUUGACUCCGACGGACACAAACGCACGGUCGAGUACACCGCCGAUGAUCACAACGGUUUCAACGCCGUGGUUCACCGGGAACCAACGGAUAUUAGGAUCCCCCAACCGGUGCACAAGGUACUGGCUCAACCCCUGACGAAAGUCAUCUCACAGCCAACAUACGUUUCGGCCGCCGCUCCUGCUACUGUGAUCAAAACUGCUGGACUAUCGCACUACUAAACGGUAGACCUAGCUUGAUUUGGAAAUACUAUUAGUCGUACAAAAUUACCCUUAAGCCUGUCGAGCGUUAGUUUGUAAGUACAAAUAUAUACUGCUACGAUUCUA